Molecule: messenger RNA, 312 nt
Organism: Protopolystoma xenopodis
Lineage: Eukaryota; Metazoa; Platyhelminthes; Monogenea; Polystomatidea; Polystomatidae
Source: the annotation of a GenBank genome assembly
AUGUUAACUCGCUUUGAUGAUGUCCGUCAUAUGACGGACGAAAGCUUAGCACCUUUUCACCGGAAUCGAAGGAGAUUACCUCAGAAACAGCGUCAGCAUGAAUCUUCCAGUAAAGCCAAUCGACAGCUGGUCAAGAGGAAUCCGCCGUCGCUCGGAAACAGAGUCAGCAUCGAUCUUCCAGUAAAGCCAAUUGACAGCUGGUCAAGAGGAAUCCGCCGUCGUCUUCUGGUGAAACCGAUCUUUGAUUCUCUUCAACCAACACUUUCACUCGAAAUGGAUGUAAGCUCAACAGGUAAGAAAUGUAGUUUCUGA